This is a messenger RNA of Vigna unguiculata (cowpea), 2583 nucleotides long. Its product is annotated as UTP--glucose-1-phosphate uridylyltransferase-like. Lineage: Eukaryota; Viridiplantae; Streptophyta; Magnoliopsida; Fabales; Fabaceae. The record is from RefSeq and is a predicted model, not a curated record. Gene Ontology annotation, biological process: translation; UDP-alpha-D-glucose metabolic process. Gene Ontology annotation, cellular component: ribosome. Gene Ontology annotation, molecular function: UTP:glucose-1-phosphate uridylyltransferase activity; structural constituent of ribosome.
UACUUUUUUACUUGUAAGAAGAAAGAAAGAGAGAUCGAAAAACCCUAGUGGAGUGGGGGAGAGAGAGUAACGAAGGAGUAAAGGCAUGACGAUCCAUUCGAUAGUGAUACAGAAGCUGCUGAGCACGAAUGCGCAGGUGGGUCGACGAGUUGCUGCUCACCAUUUCAAGGGCUACACCUAUGGCUUCCGCAACAAGAUGGCCAUCAUCGACUCCGACAAAACCCUCAUUUGCAUGCGCAGUGCCUUCAACUUCAUCGCCUCCCUCGCCCGCCACAACGCCCGCUUCAUGUUCAUCAACACCAACCCUCUCUUCGACGACAUCUUCCAGCUCAUGACCAAGAAGGUUGGCUCCUACUCCACCUCCACCAGCUCCCUCUGGCGCACCGGCGGCUUCCUCACCAACAGCUACAGCCCCAAGAAGUUCCGCUCUCGCAACAAGAAGCUCGUCUUCGGCCCCACCCAGCCCCCCGAUUGCAUCGUCAUUGUCGACACCGAUCGCAAGUCUACCGUCAUCAACGAGGCUUUCAAGCUUCAGAUUCCCGUUGUUGCAUUGGUCGACUCCGCCAUGCCUCUCGAUGUCUACAGCCGCAUUGCUUAUCCUGUUCCCGCCAAUGAUUCUGUUCAAUUUGUUUAUCUGUUCUGUAAUUUGAUUACCAAAACACUGCUUCAUGAGAAGUCUGCUGCUGCUGCUGCGGCCGCUAAUCUCAUAAUUGAUUCUCGAGAAGAAGCUCCGCGCAAGGGCAAGAGCAAGAGCGAUUUGGAUAACGUCGACAUAAUCGUGGUUUCCAAUGAUAGUUUAGCUCCCUUACCCGAAGAUACAGAGGAAACUAGGAAGCUUUUGGACAAGUUUGUUGUUUUGAAGUUCAAUGGUGCCCAAGGAAGAAAUAUGGAUCCUGAUGGUCCCAAAUCUGCAAUUAAUAUUAGUGAUGGACAGACGUUCCUGGACAUGAUCAUUAACCAGAUUGAGAUGCUCAACUCCAAGUAUGGAUGCAGGGUUCCUUUGCUGCUUUUUGACAAAAAUGAUAUUCGGGAUAGUUCUCUAAAGGUUUUGGAGAAGUAUUCGAAAUCAAGUGUUGAAGUGCACACAUUGAAGCCGGGUGAAAGUGGAGAAUUGAAAUUAUCGGGUGAACAUUCCAGUAAGGAGGAAAUGCAUCCAUUCGAUGAUGUUGAGGUGUUCCGAUCACUCAUGACUGGUGGAACCAUUGAUUCCUUAUUGUCACAGGGUAAAGAGUAUAUCCUAGUGUUGAAGUCAGACAAUGUGGCGACAAUUGUUGAUCCAAAUAUACUAAAUCAUUUGAUGAUUAAUGAUAUUGAAUAUUGCAUGGAGGUGACACCAAACCAAUCAUUUAACUUAAUCUUACCCACAAUGAAAUUUAAGCUUGGGGAGAUUGCCCGAAACCAAGAUAAAAAUAAUGAUGUGUUGAAGUUGAAGAACAAUUUCAAACUCAUUGAUACAACAAACAUGUGGGUGAGUUUAAGAGCCAUGAAGAGAUUUCUUGAUGCUGAUGAACUAAAGCAGGAGAAGCCCUCAAUUUUUAAGUUCUUUGACAAUGUAAUUGGUGUAUCUGUGCCCCAAUCUGGGUUUUUUCCAUUGGAUGCAACAUCAGAUCUAUUACUUCUCCAGUCGGAUCUAUACACUUGUAGAGAAGGUGUUUUAACUCGCAAUCCAGCUAGAACUAAUCAUUUAAAUCCUGUGAUAGACUUGGGACCUGAAUUUGAAAAGGUUGGUGACUUCCAAAGUCGUUUCAAAUCCAUUCCAAGCAUCAUUGAGCUGGAUAGUUUGAGGGUCAGAGGUGAUGUGUGGUUUGGAACUAAUAUUACUUUGAAGGGGAGAGUGACUAUUUCUGCAAAACCUGGCUUGAAAUUGGAAAUUCCAGAUGGGGUCACGAUUGAGAAUAAGCCUGACUGACUGUGCAAGCCUAAGCAGUAUUGAGGCGGGUCAUUUAUAAUGGAGACUGACGCUUUCUGGCAUCAUGACACAGGAAGAUGAUUAUGCACGAUUCUCCAGAAUUCAAUCCAUAAUUAUUAGUUUAAUUGGAUAUUAUGAUGUUUUCCUAAUGAGCACAUUUGGCUGCUUUACAGGAGAUCAACGACCCUGCAGAUAUCUGAGGAUAAAUGAACGGUUUGUGGAAGUUGGGAUUUGGUUCUGGUGAAUACAUCAUGACUGCUGAACUUUAAUUUGCAGUGCUGAACAAUUUAGUUUGUCAUAUUAGCAGCCACCUACCAGCCAUCUUUUAGGUUUUCUAUUUACAGAGAACUAAAAGGUUGGAGAAGAACAUAGUUCCUUACUCUUUUUUUCUUUCAAGCAGCAUUAUAGUGGUGAGAUAAUUUACUCAUCUAUCUAUUCAUUCUAAAACUUUUAGGGCAAGGCCUGGCACAGUCCCAGCCGAGGGCAGAACACGAAAUAGGAAUGGUUUCAGUUUUGCUUGUCUUCUGCCUUUAUAGUAUUAGAAUCACACCAAUUAUUUAUUGUACCAAUGAGUUGGAGCGUACAGACAGACCAGACAUUUUUGUCCUAUAACCUACUCCAAAAAUUCUUGACUUGCUUUUAAUAAACAUUUUUUUCUAACUUGAAAAUCAUUA